GGGCGGAAUAUUUGGCCAAUCGGGGGAUCGUAAUUUGACUUUGGCCGCAACCGCCUCGCAAAGCCUAAACCGAGAGCUAGCUAAUCAACCCGCUACGAGCGUGCACAACUUCUUAUCCGCCGUGCUGUUCCCAUCUGACACCUACACGUCAACGCAACCGUCUCCCGUCCAGUUCUCUCCUCGCCUCGACGCACGCAGCACACGACCAUCUCGGUUUUGCCCACUUCAGACCACGUACCUCGAAUUUCCCUUACACCACCACAAUGUCUGCCGACAAGGAAUUCACCUACUCCGAUGUCUCGGAGCACAACACCAAGAAGGACCUAUACAUCGUCGUCCACGACAAAGUCUACAACGCAUCGAGCUUCGUAGACGAGCACCCAGGUGGUGAGGAGGUUCUUCUUGAUGUCGGAGGCCAGGACUCAACAGAAGCCUUCGAGGACGUCGGUCACUCAGAUGAAGCCCGCGAGAUCCUCGAUGGACUGCUCGUUGGAAACUUGAAGCGUCAGGAGGGCGACCCAAAGCCCAAGAGCUACGCGCAACCCGGCACAACCGCUACUACCACUGACGGCGCGUCAACUGGUGUCGGUCUCUACGCUAUCAUCCUGCUUGGUGGUGCUCUUGCAUUCGCUGCCUACACCAUGAUGAACAAGCAGUCUUCCGAGUAAGACUGUUCACGUAGAGAAAGCACACAACACAGACAUACCAUUGAGCAGAAUCUCGAUUCUGGUUCGGAGGAGGAAGAGUCCCGCCUGGAAAACACUACGGGGCUGGCUGGCAUAUAUAGAGGCGGUUGUCAUGUGGAGUUGACUUAUGGAGAGGGUUAUAUUUUAUAUGGCGUAGGCAGCGCUGCGUUCGGGCGGUAUUAUGCCAGGACGAGCGGUUGGAAUAGAUCGAU
Molecule: messenger RNA, 898 nt
Organism: Alternaria rosae
Lineage: Eukaryota; Fungi; Ascomycota; Dothideomycetes; Pleosporales; Pleosporaceae
Product: cytochrome b5-like heme/steroid binding domain-containing protein
Exons: 3
Coding region: 264-668 (134 amino acids)
Biological process (GO): sterol biosynthetic process
Cellular component (GO): endoplasmic reticulum membrane; intracellular membrane-bounded organelle
Molecular function (GO): heme binding
Source: RefSeq, a predicted model, not a curated record